This is a messenger RNA of Alternaria atra, 3717 nucleotides long. RefSeq lists its product as uncharacterized. The transcript has 9 exons. The coding region runs from base 1 to 3717 and encodes 1238 amino acids. Gene Ontology annotation, molecular function: protein kinase activity; ATP binding. Lineage: Eukaryota; Fungi; Ascomycota; Dothideomycetes; Pleosporales; Pleosporaceae. Gene Ontology annotation, biological process: protein phosphorylation. The record is from RefSeq and is a predicted model, not a curated record.
AUGGAUAAAUUCGUUCUAUCCUGCAAAGAGUUCAGGGACUAUCCUAAGAACCUUACACAGCGCAGCGCCCUCACACACAGCACGACAGGAUACUUUGAUCGACUUGAAGCUCAAUCCAAAGACCUCUUCCGGGAUUCCCGAGACAAGAAAGUAGCGGUUGAUUUUCUCGAUUACCAUGAAGUAGAUCAUCGCUAUAGCCCGGCAUGCAUCCAGGAUCAACGCGAAUUGGAACUCAUAUUGGGCUUCAGACAAUCAAUGAAGGCUGAGGCUAUUGAUCCAAGGUGUCGGUUCAUAUUUCUAACAGCAGGCCAAAGCCGGGCACCGUUGCGUAUCACGCACGAUAUGUUCAGCUUGCUGUGCACAUUCUAUCAGGUCAUCCCCUCGUUUCUGGACUUUGUGUUUCCUUUCGGGUUAAGGGAGCAUGCACAAGACUUCCAUUUCAGUGGGCUGAGAGAAGAAUCCCGGUUGGCUUCGUACGACAAGGCCUGUGCGCUGCCCGGAUUAGAUCGCUCAGGAAGAGACAUUCGCUUUUGCUACAACCUAAGGUCGGUAGAACCAUCAAAAAGUCAGUCAAAAUUACCGUGGUCUAUCCGCCAGUGUGCUGUAUAUCAUACGUUCGACGUGGAGAGUGGGCGAAUGUCCUGGAUUAUCGUCAAAGGAAAUAAAGAUAUCAAGAAUCGUGUGACGGAAGCGUCCGAGAGGCAGACAAAUAACGGGAAAUCUCUCAAGUGUUGUGGCGAUGCGUUUGCAACAUCACUAGAGACGCAUCUUUUGUUAUGCAACUGGUCCGGCGAGAACUGGCGAUGGUACAUCAACGAUCUCGAAGAUCAGUUGCAAACACUAACAAGAGGGGUGUUGGCAUUUCAAGUUGAGAAAACUCCUACGCCGUUGUCAUCGCCUCUACUCCCAAAUAUCAUGAGUCCAUGCCUCAAUGCAGGACCGUUUCACAACGUAUCACAGAUGUCUCCAACAAGUCCCCCGUCGCGAUCUUUCACGCUACCACCGAUUUUGACAGCACGACUUCCGAACCGGUCAAGUACUAUGCGAUCAAGCCCACAACCCUACACACAAUCACCAACGGGUAAUGUCGACCAGUCUGGCAACUUGUGGACAUCGGUACCAACAGUCAACUCUCUUCCCAAGGCAAGACGAUGGAACUCAGCUGUAAACAAUCUUCGCGGAUCACUGACACGGCCCUGGCACCUUGAUACAGCCAACGACAGUCCAGUCUCUGGAGAUGAAAAGCAGCUGCUAUCAUCGCCAGAGAGGUUGUCGCCCCCACAGUUGCCCCCCACCUUUUCUGAUAGUGACUUGGAUAAGACACCCGAUAUAUUUACGUUCAGAAAUCUUCAAGAUAUACAAUACAUCGAAGAGAAAGCACAGGAAGCUAUGCUUGUGUUAAAGCUGAACACAGAGAUUCUUGAACAACUGAGACUACAUUACGACGAACUCACAAAGCAUGAAGACUUUCCUCAGGAAGUGCGUGAUAACUGUAGGACUAGCCUUCAUCACUUUGGUAAAGGCGUAGUCGGGGUCGAGAAAGAUCUACGCAUGCUGCAGUCGCGGACUGAGACACUGUUACACCUCUUGGCUGACCGAAAGACCUUAACUGGAUCUAUCCAGUUCAUACGAGAGGUCGCAGCUGUCAGCAGUAGUGCGGCCAUCACGCACACCUCAGAAAUGAGAAGCCCAAAAGAGAACAGUAUACACUCCAAAGCUAGCGAAUUCUACGCAAAAGAGUCCCGAGAAUCCGCAGCUCGCAUGGAGACGAUGACUUUGAAGAUGCAAGACCUUGCUAUGAAGACGAAGCAAGAGACAGUUUCAAUGAGGGUGAUCACCACUGUGACUCUUUUCUUCCUUCCAGCAACCUUCAUCGCUACUUUUAUGAGCACCGACAUCCUCAAAUUCGAAGAUGGUGGACAAGACUUACAAAUACAGGGUCUCAAGCUAUACUUGCAGGUUGCUUUGCCUGCGACAGCAAUGACCUUCGUCGCGUGGCUACAUAACGAUAUCAAACCGGAUAAUAUUCUGGUAUCAGAGCAGCACAGCGACAGCCCAUAUAACGUCUCUUUCAAACUGGUAGAUCUUGGUCUCACCGGAUUCGUACUGGCGAAUGAGUACGAUGAGACACAAAUUCGCGAUAUACAUGGCACAAAGAUGUACAGUGCACCCGAAUACUUCCGUGGUGAGACGAGCAGGUUCAUGCAACAAAGCAUCAAACAAGCACACCCAGCCAAAGACAUUUGGGCUUUAGCUUGUGUGAUCAGCUUGGCCGCGGUCUGGUCCGUAUUUGGCCAUAAAGGGUUAAUUGACUACCACAAACGGCGAGUGGACGCAACUGCGGCUAUCCCAUCCCUCGGAAACACAGGUUAUAGCGGCUGCUUCCAUGAUACUACGAAAGUGCUCGCUGCUGUAGAAGUCAUGCAUAAAGAGGCCUGCCACUCACGCCGGACCAAUAUCGAUAAUAUUGUCACCCAUGUCAUUCAUAUCGUUGGUGGAAUGAUGCUCGAAGAUUAUUCAAGAAGACCAGAUGCGCUGAGAGUUUACGAUGAUCUCACUCGAGCUGUACAGCUGGCGACCCCACCAGGCUACAGUGUCAAUCCAAACCCGCCAGGAAAAACCGCUUACCCUCGCCGCUCCAUGCCUGGUCGUCUGCCCCCUGACAUGCCAGUUGGACUGGGCUUGGAUACAGACUCACCUUCCAUGAAGUCGCCCCAUGAAUCUCAAGGAAGUUUAAUAGAUCGUCCUCCAGAUAGACGUGCAACGUUCAGUGCAAGAUCGCAUUCUCGCCCGUUCUCCGGCGCCUCGAGUGUUGGACAGGUAGAGGUGUGGCAGCAGAGUCCCCCAGCAGCGGCUCACGAUACUGCACAUGUUUCGCAACAGACUCCAAUAACUAAUACCAACAGCCCUGUUCCGCAGUCCGGUGCGCCCGUCGGUCAGACAGCUCUUCCUGUAGCUUCUAUUCAUGAUAUCUUGGAUUACAUACGCAGGAGGAACUUGAACCCAAAGAAGACGUCGCUGAAAGGCGAGGAGUGGCUAAAAAGACUGCACGGCCGAGAUCAGAUUUUCCUCGUUGAUGACUCCGCAUCGAUGCAACAACAUUGGGAAGAAGCCAAAAGCGUCUUCGAGGCUCUAGCGUAUCUAGUCAAGAACAUGGAUCCAGACGGUAUCGAGUUACGGUUUGCUAACAGUUGUGAGUACGACGGCCGUCACAGGCACCGUACAAGACUUAUCAGAAACCUCGAAAGGGUAAUACCUGGUGGUCAGUGUCAAAUGGGUAUCGCACUCAACAAGAUCCUCCCAAACUACUAUCACACCCAGCCAAAUACACGGUCAUCUUGGUCCCUACGAGUAGAAGAAAAGCCUGCAGUUAACAUUUAUAUUCUCACGGACGGUGUGUGGUCGCAGGGUGAAGAUUGUCUUUCAACUGUUCAGGACCACAUCACCCGCCUAGUCGAUGAUCUAUGGAAGACUGGUAGGUUGGAACAUGUCGGCAUCGAGUUCAUCCGCUUUGGAGAUGAUGAGACUGGAAAAAAACGCCUGGAUUUUCUUGACAACGAUGGAUUGAAGCACUACCAUGUCCCCAGAGACAUCGUUGAUACAGAGCCGUCUACCGGCAAUGUUUUCAAGAUGCUCCUAGGAAGUACCGAUGGGAACUGGGAUAACCAAGGCGAGGCUAGACAAAACUCUGUGCCGAAAGACAAGGAAUAUGAUUGA